Messenger RNA from Arvicola amphibius (Eurasian water vole), 3723 nucleotides. RefSeq names its product MSS51 mitochondrial translational activator (gene Mss51). NCBI's taxonomy places the organism in Eukaryota, Metazoa, Chordata, Mammalia, Rodentia, Cricetidae. The record is from RefSeq and is a predicted model, not a curated record. The coding region runs from base 1738 to 3171 and encodes 477 amino acids. The transcript is spliced from 6 exons.
CAAGUCAUGUGGCUAACACAGACAAGAAUUAAUUAAUUAAAUAAUAUGGAUUAAUUUAAGAUGUAAGAGUUAAUUAAAAAUAUGCAUAAGCUACUGGUCAAACUUUUAAUUGAUAUAGUUUAUAUGUUAUUAUUUUGGUCUGGGCAGCCAGGAAACAAAUGAACAGCCAUUGCUUACACAACUCCAUAGCACAUGUCUAUAGUUUCUUGCUCUUAGGUCAAGAUGGUAGAUAGAGACAGAAUGUCCUAAAAAGUUAUGAGCCACCUUGCCUGGAUUGCACAGUGAGGCAUACAUAAUAAAAGGGAUCCUGCCUCAAAUGAGGUGGAAAGUGAGAGAUGACUCCAGCAGUUGUCCUAAAUUCCACAUACACAUUGCAGUAUGUGUCCGUCUGCAUUUAUACACAUAUACAUAUAUAUAUAUAUAUACAUUUCACAUAUAUAUAUAUAUAUGUGAAAUAAAUUCUUUUAAAUUAUCAGUUAGUCCCAUUUAUCUUAAGUCCUAGUAUUGUUCAGAUGGCAAGCAUUAGCCAGAUAUCAUGGCAGGCAAUAGAUCCCAGUUUGUAAACAUUUUCCAGUUUUAAACUGUCAUUUAAAAAAAAAAAUCUUUUCUAGAGUCUCACCAUCUUUAUGUUUGGACUGAACCCAUGACAUUUUCAUUCAAAUGUUUCUAGUGAAAAACUGGUAGUUAUUUAAAUUAGCCUGAUGUGCUUAAUUAUUCUGCCUCCCUGUCAUAAAGGUUUUACAGUUUCUGUUCUCUGUUCUCGUUUGCUUUUGAGUGAUUUCAUAUAAUCUUUGAUGUACUUCUUAUACAGGGUGCCCGAGCAGCCAGGACACUACAGGGUGGCGAGGGGAGCCAGCGGAACAGGUUGAUGCCUGUUUAUGUCUUAUCUCCACAAUUCCUAACAGGUUAGGGUAGCCAAUUAUCCAGCUACUGGUAACUCUGGUUAGCCAAAAACUUGUUGCAUUUUCUUCUUUUUUAAAGUUAAUUUAACAGUCUGUGCUGAGACAUAUAGGGUAGCACAUAGCUGGGCUACAUAAGAAUCUGCUUCAAAACAAACAACAAAAGAUUCUAUGUGUUUAAUAUAUUAGUACAUUAUUUUUAUAAAAGAGUUCUCCUGGGAAUGUAGUUGACAUGGUAUAGUGCUUACCUAGCAUUCAUGGAUGUGGUCUUAGCACUUGGGAAAUGGAGCCAGAGGAUCAGGAAUUCAAAGUCAUCCUCAGAGAUAUAAUGAGUUAGGGGCCAUCCUGGUCUAUAUGACCUGUCCCCUCCCACUUCCCCCAAAAGUCAAACAUUGACAAGGCUUGAGGCUACUUUGCUCAACCAGUUCCUAUCCACUGCUUCUUUAAAGAUUUUGUAAUUCCUUACAUUGUACAUUUAUUUACCUUUAUAUAGAACUUCAUAUUUCACAACAUACAUAUAUUAUAUGUAAUUAUUCUCUUGUUUUUGUUUAAGAGCGGGUCUUGCUGUGCAGCAGGAAACGCUGGCCUGCAACUCUGCAUUUUCCUUUACAUCCUGAGUACUAGUAUUAUAGAAGUGAGACACCACAUGCCUAGUGGUCUCCUCUGUUUUUUUAUAACUGCUUAUAGCAAUAACCACUCCAUAACUAAUAAAGAAAUUUUCUCAUAGCCAUGCCUCAGAGACUUGAAUGUGAAGUAAAAGGGUCAGGCAUCUGAAUACAUGAGUUCAUUUUGUCAAAUUCCAUCCCUGUUUAGCAUCUAGUCCCCAAGUUCACUGGACAUGGCUCCACGUUCACAACGGCGAAAGCACAAGAAACCCCCACCUGUGACUCCCAUGGUUGUAAUCCCACCCACAGAAAUAUCUCCGGAACCUUCAACCCUCUUAAAAGCUGACCCUAGCAUUGAUGCACUUGGCUUCAUUUCCUUGGAUAAUAAUGUACCAGGUCUGUCCCAGUUGAUACUUCAAAAGCUGAACAUGAAAAGCUAUGAAGAAUACAAGUUGGUAAUAGAUGGGGGAACCCCUGUAUCAAGCUUUGGAUUUCAGUGUCCACGAGAAAUGUUCCAGAGGAUGGAGGACACGUUUCGAUUCUGUGCUUACUGUAAAGCACUCCCUUGCAGACUUCCAGAUCACAAGGUUCUCCGGCACUGUAAGAGGUGCAGAAAUGUCUAUUACUGUGAUACAGAGUGCCAGAGGUCAGAUUGGCCAGCACAUAGGAAGGUUUGUCAAGUGCUCCAUCUUGUGGCUGUGGAUCGUGUCAUGGAAUGGCUUCUGGUUACAGGUGAUUUUGUCCUACCCUCAGGACCUUGGCCAUGUCCAGCAGAAGAUAUACACGAUUGGGAUACCUGGUUUACUAUGAGGGGUUUACAGCUAGAGUCUACACUGAAUACUGUUCUAAGUAGCGAUGCUAUGACCAUGCUUUGGGCAAAUCUGGGAAGGCCACAGCCAGAACCUGAUGUUCUGUACAGCUCUUUGAAGCGGUUGAUAACAGAUGUUCUGUCACGGCCCUUGACCCUGGGCCUAGGGCUUCGGACUCUGGCCAUAGAUGUUGGGAAGGCUGGAGGAAGCACAUUGCAUAUAGUUGGUGCUUCCCACGUGGAGACAUUUCUCAUUCGUUCUGGAGAUUAUGAUGAGCUUGGCUAUAUGUUUCCUGAACAUCUUGGCCUCCGUGUGAUCAUGGUGGGUGUGGAUGUGGGUGCUAACCUUUUACAGAGUUCCUCACCUUCACCCCUGGAGCCUGGAACAAUUCAGCUUAGUGGCCACAAGGCUCUGUAUCAUGACUUCUGGGAGGAGCAGAUAGAGACUGGGAAUCUAGCCCAUCCAGAUUUGGUGGCUGCAUUCCAUCCAGGUUUUCAUGCCUCUCCAAUCUUGAUGGAAGCUUGGCUACCUACCCUGCUGCUACUUCGUGACCAUGAGAUUCCAACGUUGAUUACUGUUUACAGCCAACAGGAAUUGGAAGCCUCUUUGCAGAUUCUGGUGAACUUGGAUACACACAUCAUUGCUUGUGGAGCUAAUCCUUUCACAUCCCUCAAACCUGAACAGGUUUAUUCUAACCCUAAUAAGCAGCCAGUUUACAGCAGUGCUUACUACAUCUUGUUUCUUGGAAGUUCCUCCUGCCAACUAGAGAAGCAAUUAGAAGAAAAAGCAGAUGGCUUUUCAAUAAUUGAACCAAAUCCUAACUUGAAAAAUGGAAGCUUAUUCAAAUUACCACAUUGAUGUCGAAUUGUUGCCAGCUUUGAAAUCUUCUGAAUGCUAAACCUUGUUCAGUCCAAGUAAAGAUUCUAUACCAAUGAACGCUCAGUAUGACAAGACUCAUUUCUGAUGUUACCCUAGUCCUGAGAGUUGAACACAGGGCUUUGUACAUGCUAGGCAUGUGCUUUACCAUUGAGUUAUGUUCCCAGCCGUCUGUUGUAAUUUGUUUUUGUUUGCUUGUUUUGAGACAGGCUGUCAUGAAGUAGCCAAGACUGGCCUUGAAUUUACUAAGGUCUGCGUCAGCCUCACAAGUAGGAGGGGUUUCAAGCUUGUACAAGCUUGUACAAGAAGCCUUGUACAAGCUUGAUUUAACUUGUGUCUAAAAAGUUAGCUAUGAUAGGUGUGUGUGUGUAAGUGUGAAUGUCUCACUUUUUUGGUUUUGUUUUGUUUUGUUUUUGGUAGUCUUCAACAAAGUCGGAACUAUAUAUGCAUUUGCACUGCACAUUGGUAUGUUGGGGCUUCUUAAAUCACUUGUUUUGUUUUCUAUUUACAGUCACAUAUUACUCACCUGCACAA